Molecule: messenger RNA, 3165 nt
Organism: Aphanomyces invadans
Lineage: Eukaryota; Oomycota; Saprolegniomycetes; Saprolegniales; Verrucalvaceae
Exons: 10
Coding region: 1-3165 (1054 amino acids)
Source: RefSeq, a predicted model, not a curated record
AUGGAAGAGACCCACCGACGUGCGUGCGUGGACUCGUUGCUGGCGUUGCUUGAGCGAGAGGUCCAGCUGCAAACGAAAAACGACAACAACUUACACGUGCAGCAACUUGUGCAAGUGUGUGGCCACUUUGUCGAAUUGUCGUGCUCGCAUGCGAUGUGGAGCGUCAAAGCCAAGGACGACAUGCCGGCGAUGGCGCUGCUCGAGAAAACAAAGGUGCUGCUCGACCUCCACAGCAAGUCAUGGAGCCACUGCCAACCGCACGACCCCGACCACCUCUCAUGGCUCGAGCUGCGUCUCCGCGUAGCCAAGCAACUUGGGGGUGUGAGUCGGCGCAUACACGCCGUCGACGAAACGAUGAAAUUCGUGUACGACGCCAUGGCGAUCGAGUACAGCCUCUUCGACGUCCUGGCCACAGACAAGUCCAGCCGAGAGCGGUUGCUUCGACACCGCACGUCCAUUGCCAUGGCCCACAUGCAGAUCGCCGACUUCUUUGCCAGUGUUGACGAACAUGCUGCCUCCGCCGUAAACGCUCAACAUGCGGCGUCCAUGCUGUUUGAAGCCCUCGUUGUGUGGACCAAGCUCGAGUCGGCCGCCCAGGACAUUGCAGUUCGAGACCACGUCGCAUCGAAGCUUGCUCUAGCAUUACACAACUACGGCGCGGAACUCGAGCACUUGGACGAGGCGUCGAACGCACUACAAGCAUACCGCAAGGCGUACGAGGUCAGUGUCGCAUGCUUUGGAAAAGACCACCAAGGGACGAAAACAAUGGGGCGGGCAUUGCAGUCGUUCUCGAUGGCGCUGAAGGAGGGUCCGCUGUCACCUACGCCCAAGAAGUGCCCAUCUCCCCAACUCGUGCCCCCCACCCCCCACGACAAACAAGAUCGAUGGCGGUCGAGCACACUCUGGCCUGCCUUGCUCAAACGGCUCCAGAGCCACCAUGUCGACAUCGCGAUAGACUUGUCGCCUCCCAAAAAGCCCCAACCCACCAAACCUGGCCCAUCGACCAAGCCCAAACCGACGCCCGUCGUCGCGAAUCCCAUGACGUCCAUGUUUGCACCACGAAAUAUCACGUACGCGCCCGUGCUCCAGCGAGACCCUCGGGCGCUUGAAGCCCCGACGUUGCCGAAAUCCCCCCACCACCAACGUCCCGCCACCGCCAAAUCUCCUUGGAACAAGCAUGUCUCUCCUUUCCAGGGGCACCCGACGACCAUCGUGACGAUUCAGUCGCCAUACGACGCGACGCGUCCGCCUUCGUCGUCUUUGCCACACCGUCCAAAGACGGCUGGAUUCGUGAAGAGAGCAGCGCCAGGAGACACUACUGUAACCUGCCACACACGUCGGCAGCCGCCGACGAUCCCUCCUUCAUCUCCGCAACCUCGGAUGGAUGCCCUAUGCGAUCGUACCUGCGAUGCCACGUUGACAUUGAAACACGACGCAAGUGCACGAGCAACGACGUUGUCACCGGACGACGUCGGCCUACCGACGCCGGUUGCCAAACUGCAGGCAAAUCUUGAACUCGCCAAAACCAUCGCCGCCAGUGACGAAAUGCAGGUCGAGCCACCGUCUAGUGCCAGGUCCAAGCUCCUGGCAAAGAAGGAGGAGCGUAUGAGAGAGCGCCGGCGAAGUGCCUCUGCCGAAGCGACCAGGACAGCACCGGAUGAUGAAAUUGGCAGCGCCACGUCCUGUCUAGAGGCAGAACACGCUUCUGAUGGCGCGAACGCAAAGGGAAGCAGCAACGACCCGCCAAACGCUGAAGAAACCCUCGCGCCGACCGCUCAAGCGAGACUGGCCAUAGUACGUCAACAGUCUGAACACGUGUGCAACGUCGUCGUGCGAGCCGCCGCGAGUCCCGACAAAGCAGCCCCACCGCUACCUGUGACUGCAUGGCCACUCUCUCAACAUGGCGAGGCGAUGGAUUCAAUCGUACGAGUGGCGUACGGAGCACACGAGGCGAUAGAUGUGGAGGUGCAGAGCUCCGCGCGACGUUGUCUUUACGACCCACCCCCGUUGCGACCUUCCAGGCUCGACCUGGUGCGGCAGCUGUCGUCCCAAGUCGUCGAUCACGUGUUGAGGUCCACAAGUCAAGGCAAACCGGGCCCAGUGCAUUCGUCUCUGUUGAUGCCAGGCAUCUCCGCCACGUCCUCCAUCGACACCACUCAUGCCACAAACACACCAGCACGGCCUCCCCAACUUCACGACGACGAAGCGAUGGAAUGGCAGACGGAGCCACACCCUGCAACGUACAUCGAGCCACGUGACAGCCAAUAUCGGGUCGAGGCGGCAACAGAUCCGACUGCAUCCAAGCAAGUCCCAAACCUCCACAUGGACUUCAUUCUGAACGAGCCAGUCGACUCUCUCCAGCGCAAUACACAUCCGUCGCAUGAUGGGCUGCGUGCCACCGACUACAUCGAGGACAUCCUGAUGGACGACUUCUCCAACAACCAUCUCAACCUCCAUGAAGGCGCGCAACCACGGACUGUCGUCGUGCCGUCUAUUCGGACAACUCCACCACUGCCGCCUCCAGAGCAACCUGACAACGCUCGAACGAGCGACUACGUCCACGCAAUAGCUCGACAACUCACCGACCAAAUUUGCCAAGUGGUCAUGGCAAACCUGGCGAUGCGCAGUCCGUUGGUGCAAGUGCCACCGGAAGACUCGGGUCCAGACCAAAGUUUGUUACGCCGCUCGUCGUCCGAUGACGCUCCCCACAGCAUCGAGGAUUGCCACGCCGGUGAAGGCGGCGAACCGUUCGUCGUAGAGUCCCCGCCAUCCGCGUCGUCCGUGAACAACACAGCCUUAUCUGAUGAAUCGUCUGCUUCUUCAACGAGAUCCACGGGCUCUCGCCGUCGAGGCCGCAGGAGGCACCGAUCGAGGAGUACAAGUACCAGCUCGUCUUGUUCCAGCAGUAGUAGCAGCUCCGAGUCAAGCAUCAGCAGCAGUCCAAGCUGCACCGAGAGGUCGCACGUGAGUCUCGGGACCAUGUCGUCCGAUUCGGUAGACCUCGACGACAGCCCUGACGACGAUCGUGCGGAUAAACCUUCGUGCGGUCCCACCAUCGUCCUCACAUCGUGUGCCCCGACCACGAGUACUGCGCAGCCUCAGUCUGCUCAACCGACGGCGAUGGGCGUGGAUGGCACGACCCAGUUCCCUUCUCCUACCGACUAG